UAAGUUACUCCCCACUAUGACCAGCCUGAGGGCCAGUCGCCGCGGCACCCCACUCCGUGGGUGCUGCGAGAACCUCAAAUCAAUACAAGUCAAGUAUGAAGGGCAUGAUGUCGCUCAUCUGACGGUUGCCGCAUUGAGGGGGAUUCCAAAGAAUGCGGUCAAGUUGCACCGUGGCGGCCAAAGACCAACCAGCCCCGUUGAGUGGCUCGACUGGAUGCAGCGCAUUGUCUCCUGCAGCAGCCAUGCCAUUGGCCUAAGCCAGCGACAAGCAGCUGCUGCCAACGCCAUCGCCUCUCUGUCAGACACUGACGAGGAGCACGAGUCCACUACUUGGAAGCACCUUGCCAGCAAGAAGCAUGCGAGGGACAUCGCCUUGAAGGCGCGACGAAGGGGGCGCCGCCUAGCCUGAUUCUGAAGAUCGAUCGGUGCGCAAGGUGGACAAGCUAAUAAGCAGGGCACUGCACACUGAAACCCUUCAAGGCCAUUUGCCAUCUUACUUUCUCCGAAAAGGGAUCUUCUUCUACACACGUUGGUUGAAAAAAAAAAUGUGUGCUUAUAUUUCUCUGUGUGCAAGCGAUGAAAAUAAGCUUUUGUUUGUGUCCUGGUGGAAACAUUUUAUUCAUUCCAUGGACACAUU
Molecule: messenger RNA, 637 nt
Organism: Triticum dicoccoides
Lineage: Eukaryota; Viridiplantae; Streptophyta; Magnoliopsida; Poales; Poaceae
Exons: 2
Coding region: 17-409 (130 amino acids)
Source: RefSeq, a predicted model, not a curated record